AUGUUGAUGGGUGACUACAAUGUGCCUCCAUUGGAGAUUCUUUCCUUCCUCUAUCCAUUCAUUGGAAUAUUCGUUCAUUGUUUUGAACUGUACCUUAUUAUUUGGAAGACACCGAAGUUCGUCCAGUCGCGGAUUCCUCAGGCCAUCAGAGCAGUGGGUUUCUUAAAAAAUCUUUUUUGAAAAAUUGCCCAAACUAUUACGAACACGGCAGAUAUCUAUUAAAAUUUUGACGCGAUCGUUUUUGAAAGGUUCCUCAGUUGCUAUUGAAAAAAGCGCUGAGGAAAGCGCGCUCCACAGAUCUCAGAAGAAAAUAAAUUAAAAAAAGGAACUUUUGAAUUUUUUUGAAAUUUCUUUCGAGUGGCAUACUUACAGAAAGUCAUUGUCAGGCUCUCUAUUUUUCCAGCAACCUCAAAAAUUUUAAAGCAUACUUUAUCCGUUUUAUUCGAGACUCAACCAUGAGAAUAAUUUUUUCAGAUGCUUGCGAUUCCAAUCAAUUUCAUGACUAAAGACAGCGGUUUUGGAUUUUCGAGGAUUUCUGGUUUGGGAGAAGACUGGAUGGCGGAAAAUGUGACGGUGUUUGGUCACGAAGAAAUAACGAUAACCGUUCCGGAUCAAUUUGUAGGUUUCUUUUUUUUCCAAUUUUUCGUUCUUUCAAAUCCAACGGAGCUUUAGAUCGAGCUAUAAAAAGUUUCAUUCAGACUGGACUAAUAAUGUUCAGUCCACUGACUCUCGGCACGAUCCUCCAUAUACAGUAUGCCAAUCUUCGUUGCGUGACCCUAGAUCAGUUCAAAAAGCCAUUAUGGGAAUAUCGGCUGAACGUUGGUCUCAUCUACCUUUUUUCCUUCGUAUCAACAUUUCCAGCUGCAGCUUCGGUGAUUGAUAUCUGAACAGAAAAUGAAUUAAAUCGGAGUUUUAGAACGCCAAAGUUUCGAAGAGUGUACAAACUUUCGGCCUUCUUCUUCAUAUCAUUUACGUCAUUAGUUAUUGUAGGGAAAUUCUUGAAUUUCAUGAAAAACUUUUUUUUAGUUGGCUCGGCGUUGAAAUUCUCCUGCGAGAUUUGGGAAAGCUUCAGUCGUUUGAAGGUGUUCAGUACGUCGCAAAACGCGAGAAACGUUGAGAAAAGGGAGUUUUUGGCCAUCCAAAUACAGGUACUUUUUUCUGAAGGCAAAUCAGUUGAUUUAAUGUAGAUUGAGAGAAAAAUACAGGGUGAAAAACAGUCCAGAAUCCUUAUAAAAAGGGUCAUUUUAACACUUCUUUGUUUACAUUAUACAUAUGGACCAAAUCGAUUUUAGGUCGAAUUUCGGAUAAAACGUCAGAAAAUGAAACUUUUUCAGACCCUGGUCCCAUUCGUGGCUAUAAUUAUCCCAACUUCAUAUAUUAUUCUGCUUUUUUCGGGAAUAUUUCUUCCAAAUCGAAACAUUUGUCUUAUCAGCUCCGUUCUCUGCUUUUCCUAUGUACCGAUGUCUAUUUCUGUACUCAUAUCAACACACAAAAAGUACCGAAAUUGGUUCAUGAGAAGCUGUCUAUAAAAAUUGAGGUCAGAGCUAUUUUCUUUGAGGAGACAUUAAUUAACUUUAUAGGUUGUAGUUUUGAAUCAUCCAAAUUCUGUCCUGUUCAAACCGAUUUUUCACUUCAACUUUUCUUAAACUUUUUUUUCAAUUUUAUUUCCACUUCCUCCGCCUGGCGACCUUUUGAUAAACGAAUACUGGUGAAAAACUUUCCAAUUUUCCUUGGGAAGCCAGGAAACGGCGAAUGUGGAUUGACGGUCGUUAUAUUACUUCUUUUGAAGCUUUUUCCCUAACAUAUCCCCACCUUGGAAUAUUCGUCCAUUGCUUCGAAUUGUACCUCAUCAUUUGUAAAACUCCCAAAUUCGUCCAAUCGAAGGUUCCUCAGGCCAUCAGAGCGGUCUGUGUACUUCUUAGUCCAUAAAGUUCACAUUUGUCCUCUGAAAAGAACUAUAUAACGAUAUCGAUGAUUCACAUUUGAAUUCAAUGAUUUCAAAGAAUAGUUUUACCGAAGAAAAAAUAUGGUUUUGCGUACUCUUGACUCAGUAAAAGGAAUUUUCACCAUCAACUCUUUUUUCAAUGUUGUUUUUAAAGAUCUAAUUUCGGGAAGAGCAAAUCCACAUCGAACCUUUUGUCUCAUUAACUGCGUUUUAUGUAUUUCACAUUUUUCAAGCGUUAGUUUUAACAAAUUAUAAGAAAGUUGGUUAAAUGUUUAGGUCCAAAGAAGGUCAACUCAUCUCAAGAAAGCAUAAAGACUAUUGUUGUUGUGGAGAAAUAAACGGAGAUCUCGUAUGCAUAUAUCGAAAUUUCAUUGGAAAAGUUGUUGGAUUUUUAAUUUUGGAUCUAAACUUAUCAAGUUAUCCCGCUUACCUUGCGCUCUAUAGAGGUUAUGAUUUUAAACUAGGUCUUGAAUUUUUUUUUUGAUGUUAAAAGAAAAAUUUACAACAAAACAACCACUUAUUUUGAUCCAACUUCAAAAAAAAAAGUGAUAAAUUGGAGGCUUUACGCAACAAAAGUGCAGACACACAAGUGUAUACGCCAGAAUGCAGACUCUCACAUACAGUAAUCCUCGGAAAUGGAAAACUCAUGAAAAAAACACCACCUCGCAAUCUCGUGGCCACUUAUCAGCCCAUAAGAAGACAGGUGGUAGUUGAAAAUCCAAAUUUCACCAAAAAUUUCAGAAACAAAGUUUUUGUUCGGCAAUAGGUUCAUGUCUCUAUGGGAUCUUUUCAUUUUUUUCUACCCAUUCAUUGGAAUUUUUGUUCAUUGUUUCGAGCUAUAUCUCAUAAUUUGGAAAACACCAAAGUUUGUCCACUCGAGGAUCCCGCAAGCCAUCAGAGCGGUUUGUUUUAUUUUUUUUAAAGGAUGAAACAUUUGACGCUUGAGAUGUGCUUUUUUUGUAGAUUUGUGAAGGAACCCGUGCUCCACAGGUAAUUGAAGCGAGACAGUAGAUUUAUUAAGAUGUUUGUUUUGUUGGUUCAGUCAUAGAUGGGAUCUAUUAGGCGGUGAACAAGAACUUUUAAAGUUAUAACGAACAUCCGUCUUUGGCGAACUUGAAGUCCAAACGGGUAGUUGAUCAAGUUGAAAGCAUGGUCUUACGGUCAUUCGCUUCGUUCUUCUGCUCAUAGUCCAUCCAGUUGCACCUUGAAAGACUCAAAAUGUUGCGCAUGUUGUUCUAGAUCCCGGGGUCGUGCUCUAGGCGGAAGCCUUGGAAUUAGAGCGACCACAUCGAGUGCACACGGAUUUCAUGAAAUUUAGCGUGUUUUCCAAUAACUACCUCUAGUUCUGAAUUUAACUCGAGCCAUUUCCAGAUUCUCGCGAUUCCCAUCAAUUUCAUGACCGUGGAUGGCGGUCUCGGGUUUUUAUUCAUCCCAGAACUAGGAGACGAUUGGAUGAACCAAAAUGUAACAGCACUAGGCAGCGAAAUCGUCCAAAGAACGGGUCGUGAGCAGUUUGUGAGUUCAAAUAACCAUUCAAAAACUUCAACAAAAAAAAAAUUCAGCUUUUGGGUUUUGUUUGAAAUAAGUCUCAUUUCAGACAGGACUCGUCUGGUUGAGCCCAUUAAACCUGGCAGCGAUCCUUCACAUACAGUACGCCAAUCUUCGUGGCGUGACCCUCGACGAGUUCAAAAAACCACUUUGGAGAUAUUGCCUCAACGUUGGCCUUAUCUAUAUCUUUUCCACGGUCUCAGGAUAUUCAGCUGCAUCUUCUGUGAACUGAAAACCCAAAAAAACCAACGAUGAACUCGAAAUUGCAGACCUCCAAAAUUGAAUCGGCCGUUCUUCUUGGCUGUUUGCUUUCACAGUACAUAUAUAGCAUCAUUUAUGGUGAGACUAUUUUGAAAUUCCAAGUGAUCAUGGGAUUUUUCAAAGUUGGGCUGACGUUGAAGUUUUCGUGGGACAUUUGGCAGAAUUUUAGUCCUUGGAAGGGCAUCAAUAUCUCGGAAAGUACGAGGAAAAUGCAGAGGAAAAUUUUUCUGGCCAUUCAAAUUCAGGUGAUCUUUUUCUAUUCACAACUCCAACCACAGUAUUUGUGACUUUUUGCAUACAAUCAUGCUCUAUCUAUAUUUAUUUUCCACCUGUAAAUGAAAAAAAAAACCAAACUUGAACGAUUUCAGACUCUUGUCCCUUUUACGACUAUAUUUAUUCCAACUUCUUAUGCUAUUCUGCUUCUCACGGGAAGCGUUGUACUCAACCAAUUUUUCUGUAACAUCAAUUCAUUUUUGUGCUUUUUAUAUCUACCAAUUUCGGUUUUUGUACUCGUCUUCACACAUAAAAAUCAUCGGGAUUGGUUUUUGAAAAAGCUAUUUUUAUACUUCAAGAGUUGGUUUUAUGAAGAGUUCUGACAAUUCAGUUUAUUCUUCAGGUCCAAAUACAGUUAGUUCAGCUGGAGAUGAUAUGAAGACCGUGGUUGCUACUGUCAAUUGAAGAGACUAUUUUUCUGGAUGACUUUAAAAUACCUCCAACAGAUAAAAAAUAGCUCAAGCAUUUCCAGUUGUCUCUUCAAAGGCGUUUGAAAAUAAAUUUUAAUGACCAUAUUUCUUUGAAAAUGAAAGAUCUGCACAUACUCCUUCUUCUUGAAACUUUGAAAAAUUGUUUUUUUUAAGAUCAGGUACACAAACUAAUCAAUUUACAACUGAUAGCCAUCUGACGAAAUUUUCAACGUUUCCAAAUCGUAAGUUGUGGUUCAAAAAAAGGUCAAGUAAGUUUAAUUUUCAGAUGAAAAUGCAAUUGCACCUGCCUACAGUGAUAAGAAAACAGCUGCCGAAAAAAGAGCGCCUUUUUGAUCAUUUUUUAAAAGAGAAAUAUAUCAUUUUUGAAGAAUAUUUAUCUCAUUUCUACCACCCGAGUGGUCGGUCUUCAUUUCGCUCUCGCCUGAGAUUUAAUCCGACGCCCGUCAGCCCUGGACAAGCUGGGCGCCGUACUGUUCCUACAUGGAGAAGCAGUGAUUGUCGGAGCGCUCGAAAACCGUUUACUACAAUCACAAGAAAAGCGAGAUGCUCUACGCGCCGUCUACGCUUGAUCAACGACAGUUUCGCAAACCGACGAACAACUCUUCAAUUAUUCCAUGAUUCAGCAGAGUACCUUCUCUGAAGACUGAAUAAAAGUUUUCAAAGUUUCAAAGAAGAAUAUUUCGGAGUGUUCUUCCUUCAAGGAAGGCAUAUCAGUUUACUGUGAUUGCAGUAGAACAAGACUGAUUUAUAGGAAGGACGUUGAAGAAAUCGAAGGGUAGUUGAAUGAGAGAUUUUUCAAAUUUGAGCUCAUUUAAAUCAGUUUGAACUAACUAUUGAAUGAAAACCUGGUUUUUAAUUAUUAUUUUUUUCAUUUGUAGGUUCAUUUUCAAAGAAUAACUCCACUUCUACUUUUUCGAGAUAUAAACAUGAACAAAGAUCCGCCUGACAAACUUUUCAGGAGGAUAAUUUGGUUGAAAAAUAGAAGAAAUUACCGAUCCGAAGGAGUUUCGAAUAGCAGAAUUGUCAACAGAUUUUUAAUGUCUGAUGACUGAAAAUGACCAAUUUUGCGUGGCGAUCUUUUAGCAUGAGUAAACAGGCAAUUAUUCGAAUUAAAUCUGAAACAAAAAACAAAAGAAAUAGUCAAAAAGCAUAAGUGCAUCGGCAAAGAUCUCAUAAUGCCUCCAUUGGAGUUUUACUCGUAUCUGUACCCAUUUAUGGGAAUUUUCGUCCAUUUAUUUGAACUGUACCUCAUUAUUUGGAGAACGCCAAAGUUUGUACAGUCGAGAAUUCCUCAGGCCAUCAGAGCGGUUCGUUUCUCGUUUUUUAGAGAAAAAGUCCAUUUUGUCUCAUAAUGCCUUCAAGUCCAAAAAGUCCGUUUGACCUCGGAAUCCGAUAAACAGAUCUGAAAGAUAGUCCUGGCAACCGAAACUUGCUCAGAGCCUCCAAUUUUCGUUACGAAACCCGACAUUUAAAAAAAAACUGUUUCGUUAGAAUUUACUGUGUUUUUUUUUCCAAACGGACUGAGAUCUUACUGUGUUCGCAAGCUAAAGAACAGAUUUCCAGCUGCUCGCGAUUCCUAUCAACAUCAUGACCCAAGACAGCGGGUUUGGAUUCUCCAUGAUUCCGGAUUUGGGUGAAGAUUGGGUGAACGUAAAUGUAACGGCUUUCAACGACGAAGAGUUGACAAAAACGGUCGGAGGGCAUUUCGUAAGUUUUUUCAUACCUGGAUGUGAUUUUCCGGUUUUAGAAAACAGGAUUUUGAAGCUCAGACUUGGUCAAAUUUCAUGUCAAUAGAACUCUUGAAUUUGAAGUUUUCAUUGGCAAAAAAGAGCUUCUAGAAGACCUUCCUUCGAAUGAUUAAUAAUCCAUUUUUUUCCAGACAGGGCUCCUGUUGUUCAGCCCAAUAACUCUCGGCACCAUUCUCCACAUACAGUAUGCCAAUCUUCGUUGCGUGACCCUCGACGAGUUCAAAAAACCCCUGUGGAAGUAUCGGCUGAGCGUUGGCUUCAUCUACAUCUUCUCUAUCAGCUCGGGAUGCUUGUUAUCCUUUGCUGUCGGUUAUAAUCCAAACAGACACGAUAUUCGAUUGGCUACGAAAGAAAAAGUUGCGCCUCUCGAAAUGCGCGUAUUUUGCCUAUUUCUUCAGUUUUUCUAUACAACCGUUUUCGGUAAGAAGAAAGAAAAAUCGAAAAUUCAACAAUUGAUUUCAGUUGGUUUGACGUUGAAGUUCUCAAGGAGCAUUUUGAAAAGUUUCAACCCUCUGAAAGGCGUCAAUAUUACGGAUAAUACACGGAUUAUGCAAAGGAAAAUCUUUCUGUCGAUUCAAUUACAGGUGAACUUUUUGAAUUGAAGUUCGAGCAUUAAGCUAUUUUCUAAAUAAGUUUUCAAAGAUCUGCGCAUAAUUGACAAACUUUAAAAAAAAAUAUUUUCAGACUCUUGUUCCAUUCGUGGCUAUAAUUAUCCCAACUUCCUAUAUAAUUUUGCUUCUUUCGGAAAAAGCGAGUCCAAAUCGAUCACUCUGUAUUUUCUGCUGGAUUUUGAGCUAUUCCUAUGUCCCGAUUUCUGCCUGUUUGCUCAUUUUCACGCAUAAAAAUCAUCGAGAUUGGUUUAUAAGGAAACUGUCGAUAUUUGAGAAACGUAAGCUUUAUGGUCAUUCAAAAACAUUCUAACCUUGCUUUUAAGGUUCGAGUAUCAAAUCCCUGGAAGAUAAUAUGAAUACUAUCGUCGUCGUACAUAAAUAAACCUCCGAAGUCCUACUUCUAAAGAGAAACUGCCUGUUAAAAAUGUCAUUGAAAUUUUGCCUCUAAGUCAAAUAGUCAUAUCAAGUGAAUAAAAUGAAAAUUGUUCAUCUCUUGUUGAAAGUUUUACACUUGAAGAUAUGCUAUGGCCUGCGUACCACGACUUGGAAUUUUACCUUAUUCCGCUGUGCCGCUGCGCGCCUUUGCGAAAUUCGGUCACGCUUUUAAUAAGGUAUCCUACUUUUUAUUUGCUCCAACAGCAAUAACAAUAAAUUGAAAGCGUAACCUAUAUUCGAAUGACGCUUUGCGAACGCACGCAGCGGAACAGCGGAAUGUCGUUCCGUGAAAUUUCGAGUCGUGGCACACAGAUUAUAGCCUUUAAUAAGAUUUGCAUGAAAAUCGUUGAAAUGUUCGAAUAUGGGAGCUUUAUGCGGAAAUAAUAUAAAAAAAACACAGAAGCCUUUGGAAAAAAAGGUUAAAAAAUUAAUCCUUUUGCAAAAUCCUAGUGUGCUGAUCAGUUUGAACUUGGCUGGUGCCAAAACCUGUGCUUUUUUCGAAGUUUCUCAUCCCGAGAUCUGAAUGAAGAAGUCAAAAGUACAACUAAAUGUUUCUCUUUUUUUGUCUAACAAAGCAACCCUUGUUAGACAAAAAAAAAGAGCGAAACCUUCUAAUUUGAGGAGACUUCGUAUAGUUGUCAACAGGUUUUCAACUGACCAAAAGCUUUUUUCCCCUCGUGGCCAUUUUCAGAAUGAGUAAACUGGCAAUUAUUAAUACUAAAAUUAGAACAAAAACUGAGGAAAUGCUAGUGAAAAAAUAUCUAUUCCUUGUCCAAAAUGUCUCCGUCGGAAAUUUUCUCUCAUUCUUACCCGUUCGUUGGGAUAAUUGUCCAUUGUUUCGAGCUUUAUCUAAUUAUUUGGAAAACUCCAAAGUUUGUUCAGUCCAGGAUUCCGCAGGCCAUCAGAGUGGUUAGUUCCUAUUUUUUGAAAGAUAUGAAAAAACUCGAUGCAAGCGCUUUUUUUUUGAAAAUCCACUUUUUGAAAAAAGAAGCGCUGAAGAAGGUGCGCUCCACAGACAGAUACUGUGUUAUUCUUAUUCUAAUUUUUGAGGGGGGUUGGGGGCGGUGCAUCUGUUAAGAACCUCACAAGGGAAACCAUUCAAAGUUUCGUUUUCUGAUGGAUGAAAACCAUGAUUUAACCUAUAGGCUACGAAGUCAUUAAAAUCCAUUUCCAGAUGCUUGCCAUUCCUAUCAAUUUCAUGACUAAGGACAGCGGAUUCGGAUUCUCCAUGAUUCCCGAUUUGGGUGACGAUUGGAUGAACGUGAAACUAACGGCGCUUGACAACAAAGCCUUUUCAAAAAUGCUUGGAGCGUAUUUCGUAAGUUUUUCAAGAAGCUAGCGAAGACCUGAAACUCAACUUUGUGGAAACAAUCAUUCUGAUGAGAUUCUCAUUCUGUUCUCUUUUGAUUUCUAAAAACCAGAACAUGAUUUUGGGAGCCAAAAAAGUGCAUGUCUUUUAUAAGCCCGCUGAAAGUUGACGCCAAACUCUGAUACUCUUGAUAGCUCAUGCCUUGAAUAUAUGUUUUUUUCAUUCACUCUUCUCUUCAGCAAGGACUCCUCCUGUUUAGCCCGAUAACUCUCGCCACGAUUCUUCACAUACAGUACGCCAAUCUUCGUUGCGUGACCCUCAACGAAUUCAAAAAUUCUUUAUGGAGAUAUCGGCUGAAUGUCGGCCUCAUAUAUAUUUUUUCCUUCUUCUCAGGAAACUUGUUAUCUUUCUCUGCGGCUUAUAAUCCAAACCAACGAGCAGUUAUGAUAUCUUUUAUACACGAAGUUUCAACCAAUGAAAUGCGCUUUUUCUGUUUAUUCCUUCAAUUUUUCUAUACAAUCAGUUAUGGUGAGGAGAAUAAAUGAAUUUGAAAAAGGAUCAUUAUUUAAGGUGGCUUGACGUUGAAGUUCUCAAGAGACAUUUUACGAAGUUUCAACCCUCUGAAAGACGUCAAAAUUACUGAUAGUACACGAAAAAUGCAAAAGAAGAUCUUUCUGACUAUUCAAAUUCAGGUAAACUUUCCAAAACUGUUUUUUAGAAUCGGCAGAACUUGUAGUUUUGAAACGAGAUUUAAUUUUCUUGAAUUUGAGCCAUAGAUAGAAAACUUGAACAAAUAAAAAGUAUUUCUAGACUCUCGUUCCAUUUGUGGCUAUAAUUAUCCCAACUUCCUAUAUAAUUUUGCUUCUUUCGGAAAAAGCGAGUCCAAAUCGAUCUCUCUGUAUUUUCUGCUGGAUUUUGAGCUAUUCCAAUGUCCCGAUUUCUGCCUGUUUGCUCAUUUUCACACACAAAAACCAUCGAGAUUGGUUUAUAAGAAAACUGUCAAUAUUUGAGAAACGUAAGCUUCACAGUUAUUUGAAAAAUCUUCUAACCUUGAUUUUAAGGUGCGAGCAUCAAAUCGGUGGAGGAUCACAGGAAUACUGUCUUUGUCGUUCAAAAGUAGACGGUCGUAAUUUUCUUUACUGUGGCAUAAAAAAUAUUAUCAAAAAUAACUAUUUUGAACAUUUUCAUCGACAAAUUCAGAUCGCGACAUAUUUUUUGAUGCUGAUGUUAAAAAAUGAAAAAAAAAAACGACCGUCUAAUUUUAGAGGCUUUGCGUAGUUCAGGUGUCAACAGAUGUUUAAUGUCUGAAAAUGACCGAAAUCUACAUUUCCGUUUUGAGCCGAUCUUUCAUCAUCAGUAAACGGAUAAUUAUGAGAUUCACGCUAACGAAAAAAAAAAGCAACUGUCAGAAAGAAAAGUGAUGCCUCCGUCUGAGAUUUUGUCCUUACUUUACCCCGUGCUCGGGAUUUUUGUACACUGUUUUGAACUUUACUUAAUCAUUUCGAAAACGCCAAAGUUUGUUCAGUCAAGAAUCCCACAGGCCAUCAGAGCGGUACGUUUUUUUGAGUUCACAAAAAAAGCAAAAACUGGAAGAACAAUUUUAUUUUUUUCAAAAAAAUCUUUUUUUAAUUGACACGCUUUUUGAAUCAAAAAAACAAAAAAAGAAUCGACUCUUUUUUUCACAGACAGUCUAUGGCCGCGAAAGAUUGAUUACAAUAUUUUAGAGCCUCUUUUUCCGAAAUUUUUCCGAGAUUUUUUCUAAAUUUUAUCACGGUCUCAAAAAAACUCUAACUCCAAUCUUCCCUAAACGAAUUUUUUCAGUUGCUCGCAAUCCCCAUCAAUUUUUACAACCAAGAAAGCGGUUACGGAUAUUCAGUGAUUCCUGAUUUGGGUGAAGAUUGGGUAGACGUGAAUUUAACGACGCUUGACGACAACAGAUUGACCAGAACUGUUGGAAAGCAUUUUGUGAGUUUUCAAAAAUACUCCUUCUAUUUCAAAGUUUGAGGAAUAUUCUGAAAUGAGAUCUUUUGAUGUAACAGAAUGGUCUAAAUUGUAAAUUUCAAAACACAAAUUUCUUAAUUUUCCAAGAAAAUCGAAAAUUGUAAGUUCUGCAACUUGAGACCAGCAGGACCAUUACGUGGAACAACUAGAAUUAUUAAAAAAAAAGAAUAAUUUUGAACCUGAGGGAAGCAUCAGACUAUUAGAUGACUAAACGGCUUUUCUUUGCUUCUUGCUAAACUUUUAAUAAAUUCGCGAACCUCAAAUUGUCCGUCUAGGGAAUCAAAGAGCUUCUAGAAAGCUGAAAGACUCGAGACGCUCCCAAAAACGAAAAAACAUUGGUCUCAAAACGAACAUAACUUUCUACGUUUUUCUUAUGGAUAUUAUAACUCCGAUGUUUUUGGUUACUAAAAAUGAUCUUUAACAGAUCAUAUUAAUUAUCUUUCAAUGUGAGGAUUUUUAUGGAGAAAUAAAAAUAUUUUCCGCUUGCCAUUUUCAUUGAAUUUGCGCUGAAACUCGUAGAAUUCAAUACUUAUGAAAAAUGGACGCAGUUUUAGGUAGGACUCCUAUUAUUCAGUCCCUUAGCUCUUGGAACGAUUCUCCACAUACAGUAUGCCAAUCUUCGUUGCGUGACCCUAAACGAGUUCAAAAAAUCAAUUUGGAUAUAUCGGCUAAACGUCGUCCUAAUUUAUAUUUUUUCCGUCACUAUGGGACUUUUGUUAUCUUUCUCUGUGGUUUACGAUGCGAAGAAAUAUCUGAUUCAAUUGGCUUUGCAACAUAAACUCGCUGUUAUUGAAAUGCGUAUUUUCUGCUUUUAUGUUCAGGUCGUUUAUACUAUUAGUUACGGUGAGUAGAAAAAAAAAUGAAAUAUUCAAAGGUUUAUUCAGUUGGUUUGACAUUGAAAUUCUCUUGGAAUAUUUUGGAAAGUUUCAACCCCCUGAAGGGUGUUCAUAUUACUCAAACUACGCGAAAACUGCAAAGGAGGAUUUUUCUGGCGAUCCAAGUACAGGUACUUUUUGAACUUAUUUUCUUCAAAGUCUCAAAAAUUCAAGUUAGAUAAAAUCAAAACAAACGAAAAACUUUGAUGAAAAAAAAAUUCUCAGACUCUCGUUCCAUUUGUGGCUAUAAUUAUUCCAACUACCUAUAUAAUUUUGCUUCUUUCGGAAAAAGCGAGUCCAAAUCGAUCACUCUGUAUUUUCUGCUGGAUUUUGAGCUAUUCCUAUGUCCCGAUUUCCGCCUGUUUGCUUAUUUUCACGCAUAAAAAUCAUCGAGAUUGGCUAAUCAGAAAGCUUUCCAUAACGGAUAAACGUGAGUUUUGUAAAAUCAGAAUCCAAUCAUUUUUAAUUUCAAGGUUUGAGUAUCGCCAGAUCGUUAGUCGAAAACAUGAAUACCGUCGCCGUCGCCCAUAAUUAAGAAUCGGCAUCUACUUCUAGGGAGAAUUCGCGCCAAGGCCGAACUCCUGUGUCCAUUUGAGGUCUUCAGACAUUAUUACGACACCGAACGCCGUCUAAAAUCCUCUAAAAGCCCAACUUGUUCAUACGCAGUAUUCUACACAAGCUAAGCAACAUGGCCUCUUUUCAGUCCACCCGUCCUCACUGUCGUAGAGAUACGUGUGAAGGAAGACGCCUAUAAAUACUUAGGGCGAUAUUUGGAAACUGUUGAACUCGAUACUCCGCCCUCGUUUGAAGUUUGGUCUCGUAAAGGUGAUGCGGCUAAGUCGCCAAAAACAGCGAUCUGCUCGCGAAUCUCCCGCGCCAGAGGUCCGUGGCAAGAGACAUAGGUCAAAUCUGCUUCCGUGCUUGCAAAGACCUUUGGGUCAUUUCGUCCACCCUCAGGGAUGGUUCGGACUGCCUUGUUGUUUACCUCAAUACAAGCUUCUUCCAACCUUUAUGUUCGUCCCUACCUAGAAAACGUUCUUGAAGUCUUUAGCUGGCCCCUUACCAGUGUCUUUUUUUCCCACCUUGAGAAACCGAUGGCCAUCCUGGUAAAAUCGCUCGUUAGGGCUGUUCCAUAUCGGGUUCCUUUGCACUCAAAUAUUUUUAUUCUGUACCAUGUAUUUUUGCUUGAGCGAAAGGAAUACAUGAAUAAAUAAUGUUUUCGUUGUUCAGAAGCCGACCUUGAAGUCCUACUCUUAAAAAGGAGUCACCUCGAACAAAAGCUCGAAAUUUUCCUCAAAUUUGUGUUUAAAGUCAUAUAAAGCUGUUAGGAUAAAAACCUAAACAUUUUUGCUCGCAACCGCUGUUCGCAGAUAAUUUUUGGAUGCAUGGGUGGAAAAAUAAGGAAAAACUACCAAUAUUUUAAUUUUGGGGCUUUUGAGAAGUGGAGGCGUCAACAGGUGUUUAAUUUUUGAUGGCUGGAAGUGACUAAAACCUUUUUUCCCCCUGUCGAUCUUUCAUCCUCCAUAAACUGAUAAUUAUGAGAAUCCAGCUACAGAAAACAAAACAAAAGCAAUAGUUCGAACGAAGUAAUGCCUGCGACUGAGAUUUUGUCCUUACUCUAUCCCGUGUUCGGAGUUUUUGUACACGGUUUCGAACUGCACCUGAUUAUUUCAAAAACGCCAAAGUUUGUUCAGUCCAGAAUCCCACAGGCCAUCAGAGCGGUGAGCUAUUUCGAAAAAAAAAACAAUAAAAAGGUUCAUUUAUUCGGUUUGCUCAAGCGCCGCAGAACCUGACGGAAAACUAGGAAGAGAGUUUUUUUUUAUGAAUUUUAAUUUUCAAUGAUCUUUUUAUCAAAAAGGGUUGACUGCUCUUCAGAGACAGUCAUGAGCGCAAAAGAUUGAUCCCAAUAUAUGAAAUUUUUCUUCAAGAUUUUUCAAAGUUUUGUUAAAUAAAGCUUCAACUCCAAGUUUCCAAAUUAAUUUUUUUUCAGUUGCUUGCGAUCCCGAUCAAUUUUUACAACCUGCAGAGCGGUUACGGAUAUUCAGUGCUUCCUGAUUUGGAUGAAAAUUGGGUUGACGUGAAUUUGACAAUGCUGAACAGCAACAACUUGACAAAAACUGUUGGAGAGCAUUUUGUAAGUUUUCAUCACGUCAAUUACAAACUUUUAAUCGGGUAUUCUGAGACGUUGGGUCUUUUUUUCUUGAAAAAGAAAAAAUCUGCAUUUUGAAAUAACCAGGAUCAUUACGUGCUAAAGUUAGAAGUUUUUGACGAGUUCUCAAAACUUCUUUGCUAAUUUCAUGGUUCUCAUUUAGGCAGGACUUUUAUUGUUCAGUCCCAUAGCUCUUGGCACAAUUCUCCACAUACAGUAUGCCAAUCUUCGUUGCGUGACCCUCGACGAGUUCAAAAAAUCAGUUUGGAUAUAUCGACUGAAUAUCGUCCUUAUCUAUAUUCUUUCCGUCAUUGUGGGAUUUUUGUUAUCUUUCUCUGUGGUUUACCAUCCGAGGAUAUUAAUGGCUCCAUUGCCUUUCAAUUAUAAACUCGCCGUUUCAGAAAUGCGGGUUUUCUGCUUUUAUGUUCAGGUCGUUUAUACUCUCAGCUAUGGUGAGUACAAAUGAAAAUGAAAUAUUUAAUGAUUUUUUUUCAGUUUUCUUGGCGUUGAAGUUUUCUUGGAACAUAUUGGAAAAUUUUAAUCCUCUGAAAGGUGUUAAUAUCACUCAAUCAACACGAAAAAUGCAAAGAAAAAUUUUUCUGGCCAUACAAAUUCAGGUACUUAUUAAGGUUUUUUUAAAAAGUUCUGAUAGAAUGCAAAAUUACGGUUUGAAGGAUCAAGACAUACAACGAUAUAAAAUAUAAAAUAUUUAAAACAUAUUUUCAGACUCUCGUCCCAUUUGUGACUAUAAUUAUUCCAACAUUCUAUAUAACUUUUCUUCUUUCGAAAAAAGCGAGUCCAAAUCGAUCAUUCUCUAUUUUCUGCUGGUUUUUGAUCUAUACCUAUGUCCCACUUUCUGGCUGUUUACUUAUUUUCACUCACAAGAACCAUCGAGAUUGGCUAAUCAGAAAGCUUUCCAUAACGGAUAGUCGUGAGUUCUAUGAUGAUAAUAUUAAAUCAUUUGUGGUUUUAAGGUUUGAGUAUUGUCAAAUCUUUAGUCGAGAAUAUGAAUACCGUCGUCGUUGCUAAUAAUUGAAGUUUCGACAUCUGCUUCAGAGAAGAAAUUUCCUUUUCGCUUGUAAAAAAAAAGUAUGAAUCUGAAACUUUGUCUCACACAUGCAUUAAUUGUCAUAUAGCAUUGUUUUGAACAAAAUAAAUUCCAUUAGUACCGUCUUUCUUGAGAUUGAAGCUUCGAGAAGAAUACCAAAAAUAGAUUAUCUUUUAACGGUAAAAAAUCUUGAAAGAAAGUUUGGUUCUUUUAUUAGUUUUUUCAAGCAAACUAUCUUUUAUAGUCAAGAAAGCAUUGUAAAAAAACAAAUAAAAACUUCAGUGAUUUCAAAAUAGCUAUCUCACGUCAAUUUUUUCGAUUUUUACGGCUCUUUCCUCAGAAAAUUACAAAAAAUCGGAAAAAUGUUUAUGCCACUCUAUUUUCGAGGUUCACUGUAAGUGCAAUCUUUUUUUAGGACCUUUUUCAUUACAAGGAAGCAGGUGAAAUUAAAAACAGUUGAACUUCCGCUAGAACUUCAAUCAGAGCACAAAUGUGGAAGGUUGAGGAAAACGGUGGGUCUGCAAUUGAAUUUUACACCUACUCUUACCCGCUUUUUGGGGUUUUCGUUCACUGUUUCGAACUGUAUCUCAUUAUUUGGAGAACGCCAAAGUUUGUCCAAUCGAAGAUCCCUCAGGCCAUCAGAGCGGUUAGUUUUUUUUUUGUUCCGUUUGAGAAACUUGAAUGAGACUUAACACGGUCACUCGGCAAAUAUACCAUAUGCGCUUUCUUAGCAAAUUAUUUUUGUGAGUUUAUUUUUCUCAACAAAUUUUCCUUCCUUGAAAAAACUACGAGUCUUUUUUCCAAAUCAAAAUCAUCAGAAGUCGGUUUUCAGCUUCUCGCAAUUCUCAUCGAUUUCGCGACUCAAGAAAGCAGUUUGGGAUAUUAUAACAUCGCAAAUCUGGGAGCCGAUCAGAUGGACAUUGAUAUAAAACUCAUGGCCGGGAUAAACGGAAAAUUAACAGGAAGCCAACAUUUUGUGAGCGUUUUUUCUUUUGCGUCAUUCUGAAAAUUAUAGAUUUAUUACACAUUUUUUAAUUUGUUCAAAAAAAGUUUUUGAAGAACUUUAUUCGAAAUUCAAUUGAUGCCCUUAUCUGAUAAGGCUUGUCAUGAUGUCAAGGUUCAUAGCACAUUAACGCAUAAACUGCGAGCUUUCCUUUUUUAUUUGAAAGUAUUCAACUUGGUUGAAAAGGCUUCAAAAAAGUUUCACAGGCGAGCGAGAGCUCUAGUAACUAUUGUAAGAAAUAAAAAAUGAAUGCAUUCUGAAGCGAUUCCAAAAGCAAGUAGCCUGAUGGUCCUACAACAUUUUUAGUUGGGACUCCUGGGGUUCGGCCCAUUGAGUCUCGCCGCGAUCCUCCACAUACAGUACGCCAAUCUUCGUUGCGUGAUGCAGGACGAGUCGAAAAUAGCUUUAUGGAAAUAUCGUAGGAACGUUGGAUGGAUGUUCAUCGUUUCUAUGGUCACAGGGUAUUUGGUUGCCUCCAGUGUGGGUUGCGACUUUAAAGGCAUAGGGGCAGUAAAAAAUGGGGUUUCGGGUGAAAGAAGUAUCUUAUAUAGUUUUUCUUUGCGAAUCGAAUGGUGUACUCAAAAAAAUUACAGUGUGACAACUUUAGAAGAAAAACGCGAUUUUACUUUCCCGCCAUUAAUUUUGAAAAAAGCUUUGGAUCGGUAUGCAGACAACUGUUUACAGUAGUCGUGCACGCGAUGUUGCGGACGUCUCAUUAA
Messenger RNA from Caenorhabditis auriculariae, 16356 nucleotides. Lineage: Eukaryota; Metazoa; Nematoda; Chromadorea; Rhabditida; Rhabditidae. The record is from the annotation of a GenBank genome assembly.